This is a messenger RNA of Capronia coronata CBS 617.96, 744 nucleotides long. RefSeq lists its product as uncharacterized. Gene Ontology annotation, biological process: protein complex oligomerization; response to heat; response to hydrogen peroxide. The transcript is spliced from 2 exons. Bases 1 to 744 code for a protein of 247 amino acids. The record is from RefSeq and is a predicted model, not a curated record. Lineage: Eukaryota; Fungi; Ascomycota; Eurotiomycetes; Chaetothyriales; Herpotrichiellaceae.
AUGGCAUCGUCACUCCCCUACGCCGUGCCGGCCAACUACGUGAUCCAACUAGUCGAAGAAGGCUCGGUGGGCGCACAGCAGCCAUUCGCACAGACACUCGAACCGGUCCAGCCUCACGGCCAUCCAUCGCACUUCCAGUUUCCGAGGACAUCGCUGCACGAGGCCACACUGCACACGCACUUCCGCGGGCCCCAUGCGCCCGGCAGCGUGGCAGCGCCCAAGCCGGCCAAUCUGUGGGUGCCGCCGACCGACAUUCGUGAGACGAUGCGUGCGUACCACAUCGAAAUCGAAACGCCGGGGGUCCUGGAUAAGAACGACAUUGUGAUUCAAUGGUUGAGCCCGCAUACUUUGCUGGUGCAGGGCGACAUUCGCCGGCCGAAGAAUAUCGGUCUGUUGGAUCCCAAGGAGGGCGAGCGGAUCUGGGAGGGCGAAGGCGAAGGGUGGGCUCAAGAAACCGGCCAUGCAAAGGCGGCAACAGAUGAAGAUGAUGGCGGUCCAAUCCAACGCACUUUGUCCCGAGAAACCGUCGAGGCCGAGUUGAGAGCCGACGCAAUACCCACCAUCCUCUUGGGCGAGCGUAAACUCGGCCCGUGGCGCCGCACAUUUACUCUCCCCGAAGAUGUGGAGAUGAAGGAACUGAAGGCCAGGCUGGACGGCGGGUUGUUGAGGAUCGACUUGCCCAAACGUAGCGUCGAGGACACCGCGGCGCUGAGGGGCGGUGGGAUCCGUAUUGAGAUUGAUUGA